This is a messenger RNA of Aspergillus calidoustus, 693 nucleotides long. The record is from the annotation of a GenBank genome assembly. NCBI's taxonomy places the organism in Eukaryota, Fungi, Ascomycota, Eurotiomycetes, Eurotiales, Aspergillaceae.
AUGGCAGACUCAUUCAACCUUCCGCUUCGGCCCGUUAUUCAGAACCGCGACCGUCCGGAUUCCCUGUCGAGGGACAUCGCUCAAAUCAACGCGCAAUGGGGUUCCUUUCGGGAGCUCAGCGAGGCGAGCUUGCGGGAAAAGAUCGAGGCGGACAAGAACAAGGAUCCUUGGGAGGAGGAAGAUGAGGUUGAAAAGGAGGCAGCUGACUUGGACACUUCGGAGCGCAUGGAGCAAUUGUAUAAACGCCGUGCGGAGAUCAUCCAGUUUGCCCUACAGGCUCAUAUGGAGGCUUCAUUUGCCCUAGACUUUGUUUCGCUCUUGCUAUCCAAAUACAACCCCCGCCAGGCCGAGACGUCCAUGUCCCCCUUCUUAAAGACCGCCGCGCCGCUCGGUUCCCUCAAUUCGGAGGUCAUCAACCCACCACCAAGACCGGAUACCGCGCUGAAAGACAUAAAGUCUGUUUCAAGGGGAUGGAGGCUCCAGAAUUUCAACAGCGCCGCUAGCAAGCUUCUCAACGCCGGCGCAAGACUAGACACUGAGGUGGAUGCGGAGAAGGAGUAUUGGGAUCAGGUUUUAGCAAUCAAAGAGAAGGGUUGGAAGGUGUGCAGGCUCCCUCGGGAUGGACAAGCGCUAGGAGUACAGUAUGGAUUCUUGGAAGGUGAGGCCUACUAUCUAUUGUCGGGGUGUCGCUAA